ACCAGGUUCCUCUGUCCGGGUUCUACUGUGAGCUGUAGACCCGAGCAGCUCCUGAGUCCUGCGGUCACAGUCGCUCCAGGAGGCGCAGCGGACUCCCUGGAAACCUUCCCGACCCCGCAGUAUGUAAAACUGGCAAAGAGGCCCACGUUUCCUGACAUUCGCUCCAAUCUAUCUCCAUCCUGAAAACUGAUCCUUAAAACAAACUUUCAGAUGAUUUUCCUGUCUGUUAAACCUACAACAUGGCAAACAUCUGAAAUCACUACUCCUGGCAGAUGCUCCUGCUUUACUUCGUGGCUAAAUGUUACAAAAUCACCUUCAUAUUUAGCACAAGUAUAAUGGUGCAAAUGUGUCUGCAGUUAAAAGUUUGUAGACCUUAAUGAGCAGCUGCAGCUGCUGAAUGGCAGGAAACAUGGUCCCAACCAGAGAGCUGUCAGCUAAAUCCAAAGUUCCUCGUUAUGGAAAUCAUCAGCAGCAGAGGUUGGCUCUUCCCUGGCUCUGCAAGCACAACCAAAAAGAAGUUAUAAUUAAAGUUACAAACAUUCUGGGAAAACAAAGCCAACAGCAAUAAUACAAUUAACUAACACAAACAUCUUUUUAGUCUCAAAUGUUACAGAUUAUCAAACCAACAUUUCUGUCUUAUAUAAACUGAGUAAAUACUAAAACUACCUUCAUUAUGAUGGUUUCAUUUAUUAAAGAUAAAGGCUAUCCAAACCACCCAGACCCCAUAUUUAAAUGUGAUUCAGUAGAGCUAAGUUCAGUUUCACUGCCACAAUAAUUACUGUCAUACCUAUAGAAUCAAGAAAUCUGACGCAAAGUAGGAUAAAAGAUAUAGUAUCACAUGAUACAAUUUAUUUUCCCCUCAACAUUGUUUGAAAUUUUGUUUAUUUUUUCCUCUGCUUGAUCUGAAAAUGGGAUUUACUGCAGGUUACAACAUUGUGUUAAAAUGUCAAAAUAUUCAGCUGGUAAAUAAUGUAGUCUUGUGUCAAACCUGGGGUCUGAGCAUCCAUUCUCAGUAGUAAUUCCUGCCAGGAGCAGUAGAAACAAUCACUAUUUAUUUAGAUUCUGUGACUUACACUCAGGCCCAUGGGCCAAAUUUGGCCCACAAUAUAAUUAUAUUUGGGCUGUGAGAUAUAUUCAUCUAUUAGAGCUGGCCAGCCUGUGGACAGAACAUGCACAGCUAAUAUCACAAAUCCCAGAAUGCCCUGCUAGUAUGAGAAUGUCAUUGAGGACCAACAAGCCCACUUCUUUGUUGACAUUCCUCAGUAGACUACAUGCUACUACCGGUCACUCUGGGCCACCCUUCCCAUAAAUAUCCAACCAGAAGCUGUCUGGACUGGUAGGAAGCAGAACAUCUGGUCAUAAAGGUGAAGGACAGAUCUGUUUGUCUUGUAUGUGGAGCCAAAGCGGCACUAUCCAAAGAAUCUAACAUAUAACAUUGUUUCAGUAGAUAUCAAGGUCAGCCUGCGACUUUGACUAGGUCUUGGAUUUUGACCCACUGUGUAUUUGAGUUGAUUUAGAUGAAAAGAUGGACUGAUAAUCUACUCUGACAGGUGUUAUCAGAGACUGUGUGUGUUUUCAUUUUUAAUGCGUUUGUGCAGUUUCUGGGUGUAGUUUUUGCAUUCACAAGGAAUCCUUUUAGUUAGUUUAGAAAAUGUAUUGAGAAUAAAGAUAACCUUUUUCUGACUUCUCCAGGAUGUGGAGGAAGACUGUUCUUUAACUUAACAAAGCUAAGAUCUGUUAUCGUGAGGAAGGAGAUGGUGGCAUUUUGUUUGGGGUGUUGGGGAUGCUUUAAAAAGCAAUCUGGUCCUCAAAUAACCAAAGCAAGAUAUGUCUCUGCAUUCUAAACAGGAAGUAAAGCUUGUUCCCAGUGUGGAUUGGACUCCUCCGGGUCUGUCCCUUGUCUCUUAUCCUGUUUGUGGUGUUCAUUGACAGGAUUUUAAGGCAUAGUUGUGGAGAUGAGGGUUUCUGGUUUGGGAAUUUCAAGAAAACAUAUUUGCUGUUUGCAGAUGAUGUGGUUCUGCUGGCUUCUUCAGGCCAUGACCUUCAGCCUACGCUGGAGCGGUUUUCAGCUGGGUGUGAACUGGCCGAGACAGGAUGUUUGUACACAGGAUAUUGUGUGGCCGUCCUGCUCUGCAGCUCCACAGAAUGUUUUCAUCCAAAUCUUUGCCUACUCUCACUCUGUUCACAAAGGAUCCAUGUCCGUUGUGUGAUGAAGCUAAAGAACUGCUGCAGCCAUUCAAACACAGGUUCAUCCUGCAGCAGGUGGACAUCAGUCUCCCAGAAAACCGACAGUGGUGGGACAAGUACAAGUGGGACAUACCAGUGUUCCACCUGAAUGGGCAGUUUCUGAUGAAACAUGGAGUGGAUGCCGCACUGCUGGACAAACUGCUUCAAGAUAUUGAGAAUCAAAACACAUCAUGAGCAUAUUUUUUAUUAAAUUAUUUAAGAUAUCUGUCAAUAAAGACAACUUUCCCAAUUAA
This is a messenger RNA of Girardinichthys multiradiatus, 2480 nucleotides long. RefSeq names its product chromosome 19 C5orf63 homolog (gene c19h5orf63). The record is from RefSeq and is a predicted model, not a curated record. The transcript has 4 exons. NCBI's taxonomy places the organism in Eukaryota, Metazoa, Chordata, Actinopteri, Cyprinodontiformes, Goodeidae. Bases 2095 to 2421 code for a protein of 108 amino acids.